This is a messenger RNA of Gekko japonicus, 1196 nucleotides long. RefSeq names its product collectin subfamily member 11 (gene COLEC11). Lineage: Eukaryota; Metazoa; Chordata; Lepidosauria; Squamata; Gekkonidae. The transcript has 7 exons. Bases 196 to 1029 code for a protein of 277 amino acids. The record is from RefSeq and is a predicted model, not a curated record.
UUACAGAUAACGCUUGCAACUGUGUUGGGCCUGAUUUGCUGAAUGUCGAAGAGCAGAAGACGGGUGCCUUCGAGUUUCCAAGUGACUCUGGCAAUAGGAGCAAUGAGGUUCAUAUAUACAGUGUCUGUUCAGGCACAGGCUGUAACACAGUCCCUGUUUUCUCAACGAUCAUAAGGAGUGAGGGACAAACUCAUUAUGAAGAGUGAUCUGGUUUUCUUUGUCUCUGUAAUUAGCCUUGCCUUCCUGUCCCUGCCAAGAUCUGGAUAUGCUCAGCAUAUUGCAGAAGAAUCCUGCUCUGUUCAGAUUCUCGUCCCAGGCCUCAAAGGGGAAGCUGGAGAAAAGGGGGAGAAAGGAGCACCGGGCCGCCCAGGAAGAGUGGGACCUCCAGGAGAAAGAGGAGAAAUGGGGGAGAAAGGAGAGAAGGGAAGCAUGGGUCGGCAUGGAAAAAUUGGCCCGAUUGGUUCAAAAGGUGAAAAAGGAGAUAAUGGAGAUGUAGGCCCUCCUGGUCCUAACGGAGAUCCAGGCAUUCCUUGUGAAUGUGGCCAGCUCCGUACAGCCAUUGGUAAAAUGGAUAACCAAGUGGCCAUGCUGACAACAGAGUUAAAGUUCAUUAAAAAAGCACUGCCCUCCCCCGCAGCUGUCGCUGGUGUGCGUGAGACAGAUAAUAAGAUCUACUUGCUGGUGAAAGAAGAGAAGAGGUACAUGGAUGCGCAGCUCUACUGCCAAGGAAGAGGAGGGACACUGAGCAUGCCCAAGGAUGAAAACACCAAUGCCCUUAUUGCUUCGUACAUCAAUCAAGCGGGCCUCAGCCGAGUUUUCAUCGGCAUUAAUGACCUAGAGAAGGAGGGUAACUUUGUGUAUUCUGACAGAUCUCCCAUGCAGACCUUCAGUAAAUGGAGCACUGGAGAACCAAAUAAUGCUUAUGACGAGGAGGACUGUGUAGAAAUGAUAGCUUCAGGGGGAUGGAAUGAUGUUGCCUGUCAUAUUACAAUGUAUUUUGUUUGUGAAUUUGACAAAGAAAAUGUGUAAAAAUAUUUGAGUUCUCCCCUAUUGUGUGCUCUGUUUUUGAAUUAAAGUUGGGCGUAAGCCGGGGUGUACUUCUGCACUAGGUAGCAUUUUGCAUACCCAAGCAUAACAUGAAUAAAGGGGUGCAGUCAAAAAUAUUCUGUAAUGUAAAGUGAUGUAAACUUCAGUUG